Pleuronectes platessa (European plaice) is the source of this 3983-nucleotide messenger RNA. Its product is annotated as coiled-coil domain-containing protein 40. NCBI's taxonomy places the organism in Eukaryota, Metazoa, Chordata, Actinopteri, Pleuronectiformes, Pleuronectidae. The record is from RefSeq and is a predicted model, not a curated record. Gene Ontology annotation, cellular component: cilium; cytoplasm. The transcript has 18 exons. Gene Ontology annotation, biological process: heart looping; epithelial cilium movement involved in determination of left/right asymmetry; axoneme assembly. Bases 1 to 2886 code for a protein of 961 amino acids.
AUGGAAAGAAGGUACAGCCAAGUGGACGAAGACCCUGAGCCACAGGAAGGAGAGGCUUCAGAGGACAGGGCAGCGACUGACCCACCAGAGGAUCCGAUAGGACCAGAGCCUGAAGACUCGGCCCCUGAGCCUGACCCUUCCCUUAGUGGUGAGGAUGAAAACUCGCCGGAUUCUGUGCAAGACAACUCUGCUCAGAUGCCGGUGAAUAUUAACCUCUCCAACCUCAACACUUCAGAAGACAUGGAGGAUGAGGAGCCACUGCUGGAAGAGGAGGAAGAGGAGGAAUUUCUUGUUCUUGAUCCUGAACAUCCCCUGGUCAGAAGGCAACAAGCUGCUCUGAACAAACAGCUGAGAGAGGAGCUGGAGAGGAUCGAGAUUCAGAUAAAGGAAAAGCUGGGAGUUGAGAAGGCAGAGGCCAGCCUCAUACAGGAGAAAGGUUUAAAGAUUUUCAGGAUUCAGGAGCAGCUGGCCAGACUCCACACAAGGCUGGAGGAGCAUCAUCAGAACAGGGAAAAGGUGGAAAACGAAUAUCGGCAGGCCCAGAAUCAGCUGGAGGCAGGGAAUAGACACUUUUCCAACAUUAGCAGCCAGCACAGCAGAGCCAAAGCUGAUGUGUCCCAGCUACAGGCAGAGGUCGACAACUUGUCGCUGCACCUCGUCUUCGCACAGAGAGCCUGUGAAGAUCUGCAUUCUGAAGUCAAAGCAAAUAGGACCACCAGACGCAAAGCGGGAGCCGAGAAGAAUCAGGCUGAAGAGCAGAAACUGAAGCAGGAUUUAUAUGUGGAGCGUCUGACGAAGGAACUGGAGAGGCUGACUCAGCAGGUUGCCAUGUAUGAGUCCAAGGCCAGUGCUCAAGCAGAGGAGACACAGGCAGCCAGACAGGUCCUCUCUGAGGUUGAGAUGGAGAUGGAGUCUCUGGUGAUGAUGCGUAAACAGCUGCUGCAGCUGUGGAACAGCAGCGUGUUGAGCUUGAGGAGACGAGAUGAAGACCUCAGCAAGAUGCAGGAGGAUGUACGCACAAAAGAGCACCAGGUGAUCUUAAUGGACAGAGAGAUUGAGGGCUUCAAGAAAUCCACCUCUGAAGAACAGGAGAAGAAUGAGGCACUGACUCUGCAGCUCAACUGGUCCCAGAUGGAUGGAGCCACCUCCAGAAAUCUGAUCAGUCAGAAACAGGCCCAGCACGAGGCUCUACAGGCAGAAUACAGCAUCUGCAACCGCAUCCUGAACGACUCCGAGAACACCCUCGACAGGCUCACAAAGGAAACCAGCAACCACCAGGCUGAACUAAAUAGUCAGAGGAGGCAGUUGGAGAAAGAGAAUGCUUCGCGUCUGGAGCUGGAGGACAAGAUCAUGACCCACAUGCAGCAGAAGCUUACACACAACAAGGCUGCCAAGUACUCCCAAAGGCUCACCAGCAAGAAAGCUGAGCUCAAGAAAGAAAAGAUCUCUCAGCUGUGGCAGCUGGAGAAUGAGGUGGUGACAGUAGGACUGGAGAGCAUUGAGGUCACCCAGCAUCUGGAGAGCUUCUCCCUCGCUCAGGAAGCCCUCGAUGAGGAGAUCACCAAGUACAACAAGUUUCUUACAUCCAACCAGGACAAGAUUUCUUCCUUCCAUACACUAAUCGAACAGAAGGAGACCACCAUUGCCAACUACAACAGAAAGAUCAGUAAAAUCACAGCCAGCACUGGGAAUGAAGACCUAAGUCCUCUGCAAAUCAAGGUGGAUGCGUUGAAGGCUGCUAUCGAGGAGCUUGCAGCGAAUAUCAAGAAUGACCAGCAGCUCUGGAUGAAACGUCAGACGACUCUAGUAGGACUGACGCGGGAGAUAGAGGCCAACAGCAAGAACAUGCAUAAACUGCAGAUAGAGCACACUGUCAUGCAGCAGAAAAAAAUACAUUUCAAGAAUCAGAUUGAAGCAGAGCACCAAGAGCAUAGAGAUCUGGAGAAGAACACAAGGAUGCUAAGAGGAGACCUGCUGAAGCUCAACUACAUGCUCAGCAAGAACGGGCAGCUCAACCAGGCACUGGAGAAGGAGAAUGUGCUGAUGGAGUCAGAUUUUCUCCACAGACUUAAGGAAGCAGAGCGGGACUCAGUGGAGAUCCAGAUGAUGUAUGAGAAGACCCAUGAUGAAAAAGAAAGACUCCUCAACAGUCUGGUGGAAGCUGAGUGGCAGAUCAUGCUGUGGGAGAAGAAGAUCCAGCUUGCAAAGGAGACUCGUUCAGCUUUGGACUCUGAGUCGGUCCAGGGAGAAAUCCAGAUGAUGAAGUCUGAGAUACAUCGUAUGGAGGUCCGUCUUAACCAACUAAAGAGGCAGCAGGAGCAGUUGCUGAGGGAGAGUGAAGAGACAGUGGUGAGGAGGGAGACUAUUGCUAACCGUAGAAAGGCCAUGGUCCACAGCUCACAAAAACAGUCUACAAAGGGUGACCUGAGCCGCCAAGCACAAGGCCUGAGGCGCAAGAUCAAGGACCUGCACAAGCUUGUGACUGAGUUUGAGCAGGUCAUCAAGGACCAACAGGAGACCCAGAGGAAUCUGGCUGAUAGGCUUACACAGCAGAAGCAGCAGCUGAUAGAACUAUGCCGCCACAGCUGCACCCUGGACCCUGAGUUUGUUUUUCACGAGGACACUAAAGUCAGGAACUUAGACCACCUGGUGACUCUACAGAGAAGGGCCAAGAAGCUGCAGGGGGUGUGCGAGGGCCGCUACAAGGCUUUGUCCACCAGGGAAUCAGUCAUAGCCGCUCUGCAAACCCAGACUGAGCAUGUGCACGCUACCUCCGCCAUCUUGCACCGAGUCUGUGAAGAGUUCCCCCAGCACCAGGGGCCACUCCGCAGGCUAACGUUAGCGUUGGCAGGUCGUGCUCAGGCCCUAGAUCAGGAGGAAUCUUGAAAGUGUGGGAGACGAUAUAGACAUGACAGUAAGGGAAGUGAGUAACACGGGGGUUGGGAUGAGAAGGAACAAUUACACUGAAAAUAAUUAGGAGUGACUGUGGAGGUGGCUGGUCAGAGCACCUCCAGGUGAACCAGGGAGAGUUGAUUUGCGCAGCUGAUGUUAGUUGGCCAAUUAACUCGCCCUGGAUGGAAAAGGCCGCAGCAAGGCUGCCACACAUGAGACUCAGAACAGAGACCUGAGCUGACGAGACACCUGCACACACCGCAUGUUUGCUGUUCUCACUAAUAAAAUCUACACUGAAACCCAAAUGGUUUGUCUCUGGCUGCUGUUGGGAGACCCAGUUGGCACUGUCAUUUUCCACAGUCCUCAAUUAAAGUUCAGACUGUUUAUAAAAAUGUAUGUUUAUAUUCCUCCUUUUGAACCCUGCAGCCUUGUCUCAUACACUAAUGCACUUUAAUGUUACAGUAUAUUCAAGACUUUCCGUGAGUUUGAAAUUAAACUGAGGAGGAAGCAGCACAAAAGUUGCAUAAAGGGAUAAGGUUCCUUGAAAUUAAUGUAAUUUAGAGCUAGAAGAGGGGAGCAGGGUGAAUUAGCACAGCCUGGCUCCUCUGUUACACAGGCGCUGUGCUUGGGUCUGGAGCAAAUUAUCAUGUGAUAACUGUCAAAGUGUAUGGAAAUAGUGAUGUGUCGUUUCGUGAACGAUUCGUUCAUUUUGAACGAAUCCUUACAAGGACUCUGGAGUAACGAGUCCUCUCAAAGAGAGAUUUGUUCAUUUUCUCGUGGCCGCGCAUCGGGACUGUUGCAGGGGCUGAUGCAGGUCACGUGAAAAAGGAUCCAAAGACUCGUAUCCGGCAGAUGAACGAAACAUUUAUCCGAAGACACGGUCUGGAGGUGAACGAUUCGUUCAUCUGCCGGGUACCAGUCUUUGGAUAAUUUUCCACGUGACCUGCAUAGGCUCAGAAGAGGAAACAGUUACCUGAUUCCCUUUCGCGUGACCGCUGUUUUAGAAGACGUGAAUGAUAUUCGUUCACAAGUCAUACUGACUGGUUUUGUUAUUUUCACUUUACACUUACAGUUUAGUGCAGUGUAAUUGU